Messenger RNA from Dioszegia hungarica, 969 nucleotides. RefSeq lists its product as uncharacterized. The transcript is spliced from 3 exons. The record is from RefSeq and is a predicted model, not a curated record. Gene Ontology annotation, molecular function: nucleic acid binding. Bases 1 to 969 code for a protein of 322 amino acids. Lineage: Eukaryota; Fungi; Basidiomycota; Tremellomycetes; Tremellales; Bulleribasidiaceae.
AUGGGUCUAUCAGAGCGCAAAGAGAAGCAACGGAUCAGCUAUGACCCCCGUAAUCUGUCCUGGUCGGACGACAAGGACCGCUUCUCGUACAAGCACAUGAAGGCCCUGGGAUGGACAGACGCCUCCGGGAUCGGUGGUGCCGCUCUGACCGGCAACGCCAAGCACAUUGCUGUCGUUCACAAGCUCGACAGCUCGGGAAUCGGGAUGGCGCGAGCUGUCAAGGAGGGAGAUGCGGUUGGAGGCCAGGCGCGGGCGGGGCUGGAGGACGUGCUAAAGCGGCUGGCCUCGGCCUCUGCUUCAGCUUCGCCAUCCCCCGCGCCGGAAGAUGUGAAGCCGCUCAGCAGAAAUAGGAUAGCGUCACGGCACCGUCAUCUUCAAUCCAAGCGUCUAGCGUCAUCCUCCCCCGCCGCACUCGCAGAAAUCCUCGGCAUCUCCCCGUCCGCCAUGCCCAAACUCGAGGACAUCAAGCCUACAGCUGCAGAGCUAUCCCUCCCUUCUUCUUCCUCCCUACCCGAUGUCAAACCCACAGCGGCCGAGCUCGACGCGAAACCCGUCCGAGAAGCCGAGGACAUGGUCAGCACAUCCACCCUAUCCGUCUCUGACUAUUUCCGCCAAAAGAUGCGCGCCAAGGCGAUAGCACGGCAGAUCGCCGCGGGAGAAACGCCAGACCUCGAGCCGGAGGUCCCUAUCGCCUCCAGCUCAAAGCCAACUUCCACCUGGACCGGGACGCGGAUGGCGUUCGAGGCGGACAAUACCCCAUUGUCCUUUUCCGAUGCCCCAGUCUCGCAGGAUGCGCUUGGCGUACCUCUCGACGAUGAGACUGCGCGGAAGGCGGCAAAGGCGGCUAGGAAGGCAGAGAAGGAGGCCAAGAGGGCGGCCAAGGCGGAACGCAAAAAGGCCAAGGGGGAAGAAGGCGGAGUAUCACAGGAUGGUGCAGAGGUGAAGAAGCGAAAGCGGGAAGCGGAGUAA